This is a messenger RNA of Rubroshorea leprosula, 2609 nucleotides long. NCBI's taxonomy places the organism in Eukaryota, Viridiplantae, Streptophyta, Magnoliopsida, Malvales, Dipterocarpaceae. The record is from the annotation of a GenBank genome assembly.
AAAACCCAAAUAAACUUUCCCACCCUUUCACGGAAACCAAACAGCCAGACAAUCAAGAUCUGUUUGGUUUCUGUACCCUUUCACUUCCCCUGUCUGUUUUCUCUUCAGUUUGAUUUCUAAUAGUAUUCUUUUUUGUUUUUUUUUUUGGGAAGAAAAAACAAUGGAAGUGUCAUAUGAGAAUGGAAAUGGAAGUCUGUGCAUGUCGGCGGUGGGGGCGGACCCGUUGAACUGGGCCGUUGUGGCGGAGUCCAUGAAGGGUAGCCAUUUGGAUGAAGUGAAGAGAAUGGUUGCAGAGUAUCGGAAGCCGUUGGUGAGACUAGGUGGCGAGACUCUGACUGUGGCUCAAGUGGCGGCGGUGGCCACUCGGGAUAACAAGGUGGCGGUUGAGCUCUGUGAGGCGGCUAGGGGUGGCGUGAAGGCUAGCAGUGACUGGGUUAUAGAGGGCAUGGCGAAGGGGACGGAUAGCUAUGGCGUCACCACCGGCUUUGGUGCAACGUCGCACCGGAGGACCAAACAGGGAGCUGCACUGCAAAAGGAGUUAAUUAGAUUCUUGAAUGCUGGGAUCUUUGGUAAUGGGACAGAAUCUUGCCAGUCAUUGCCACACACCGCAACAAGGGCAGCAAUGCUUGUGAGAAUCAAUACACUCCUCCAGGGCUACUCAGGCAUCAGGUUUGAGAUCCUAGAAGCCAUAACAAAGCUACUAAACCACAACGUCACACCUUGCUUGCCUCUCAGGGGCUCCAUUUCCGCCUCUGGUGAUUUGGUCCCCUUCUCCUAUAUCGCCGGGCUCCUGACAGGGCGCCCAAACUCUACUGCUGUUGGUCCGAAUGGAGAACUCCUUGAUGCUCCAGAAGCCUUCCGCCUAGCAGGAAUUCAUUGUGGGUUUUUUGAGUUGCAGCCAAAGGAGGGUCUAGCUUUGGUUAAUGGGACUGGAGUUGGUUCUGGCUUGGCUUCUAUGGUCCUUUUUGAAGCUAACAUUUUGACUGUCCUAUCCGAAGUUCUAUCAGCCAUAUUUGCGGAAGUCAUGCAAGGGAAACCUGAGUUUACAGAUCAUUUAACACAUAAGUUGAAGCAUCAUCCAGGUCAGAUUGAGGCUGCGGCUAUCAUGGAACACAUUCUGGAUGGAAGUUCCUAUGUUAAGGCAGCUAAAAAAUUACAUGAAAUGGACCCCUUACAGAAGCCUAAGCAAGACCGCUAUGCUCUCCGUACUUCCCCGCAAUGGCUCGGGCCUCAAAUCGAAGUAAUCCGGUCAGCUACCAAGUCCAUUGAGAGGGAAAUCAACUCGGUGAAUGACAAUCCAUUGAUUGAUGUUUCCAGGAACAAGGCCUUACAUGGGGGCAAUUUCCAGGGUACUCCAAUUGGUGUUUCUAUGGAUAACACAAGGCUGGCUAUUGCCUCAAUUGGGAAACUCAUGUUUGCCCAGUUCUCUGAACUUGUUAAUGAUUUCUACAACAAUGGGUUGCCUUCAAAUCUCUCAGGUGGGAGGAAUCCCAGCUUGGAUUAUGGAUUUAAGGGCGCGGAGAUAGCCAUGGCAGCCUACUGCUCUGAACUCCAGUUCCUAGCAAAUCCUGUCACCAACCAUGUCCAAAGUGCCGAGCAGCACAACCAGGACGUGAACUCCCUGGGACUAAUCUCAGCCCGGAAAACAGCUGAAGCUGUUGAUAUCCUGAAGCUGAUGUCCUCAACAUACUUGAUUGCACUUUGCCAGGCAAUAGACUUGAGGCACCUGGAGGAAAACCUAAAGGCCACAGUUAAAAACUCAGUUAGUCAGGUAGCCAAGAAAGUUCUAACCACAGGUCUCAACGGGGAGCUUCAUCCAUCAAGAUUCUGCGAAUUGGAUCUGCUGAAAGUGGUUGAUCGUGAGCAUGUCUUUGCCUACAUUGAUGAUCCCUGCAGCGAAACUUAUCCCUUGAUGCAAAAACUGAGAGGAGUUUUGGUAGAACAUGCGUUGGUGAACAAUGAUGCUUCAAUCUUCCAAAAGAUUGGUGCUUUUGAGGAGGAGAUGAAGGCCCUUUUGCCCAAGGAAGUUGAAACUGCAAGAAUUUGUUUUGAGAGUGGAAAUCCAGCAAUUCCAAACAGGAUUCAGGCGUGCAGAUCCUAUCCUCUGUACAGGUUUGUGAGGGAAAGCUUGGGGACAGAGUUUUUGACUGGAGAGAAGGAAAGGUCGCCAGGGGAGGAAUGUGAUAAGGUGUUUGUUGCUCUCUGUGAGGGGAAGGUGAUUGAUCCAUUGCUUGAAUGUCUCAAGGAAUGGGAUGGAACUCCUCUACCACUUUGUUAAAACAACAGACAAAAGAAGGAAUAAUCCAAGGUUUGCAGCAUCGCUGUAUGUUUUUCUAUAUGCAUAUUUUCAUAUCUAUAUUUGUUGGUAGUUCGUAUUUUGAUGAAUUUAUGUACAGCAAGAAAUGUAACAAAUGUUAUUUCUUGUUCGCCACUCAAUUCUAUCCCUGUGAUUCCAGAAAAAAAGGGUCUUGGAAGAGCAUUAAGAAGGAUGGAAAUCCUGGUGACUAAUAAAAAUAUCCAAUAGUCAUCAUGGCUCGCUCGGUCCACUCCAUUUUCAUCCCUAUCUUUGGCUCACCUUGAUUUGAAACUAAUAAAUGUCCAAUAAUUAU